AUGGGCUCCUCAGCUGCUCCCGAUUUCCCAACAGGCUUCACCUUACAUAAAGUCACUAGUCCUGAGGAAUUAGAACGAUGGACUCCUUCACUCACUCAACUACUUCUAUCUUGCGUCAACGAUGAUCCAUCCGCAUCCUCAAUCGGCUUUCACGCACCUCUUACCACCACCAAAGCCACAGAAUUCUGGUCCUCCCAAUCACCUCAACUAUUCGGCCUCAACCCCAGAGCUACUCUGUUUGUGCUCGCCCGCGACACCACCGCAGUGGGAACAAUUUCGCUCGUGACUCAUCCUAAGGAAACCCACGCUCACAAGGUCGAAGUCGGCAAGCUAUUGGUUUCCGCAGGGGAAAGAGGUCAUGGAUUGGGAAGGAAGCUGAUGGAGAUGUCGGAGAGAUUCGCGAAGGAGGAGUUGGGUAAGAAGAUGGUGUUGUUGGAUACAGCUUCGGAUACUCCGGCGAGGGGAUUUUACUUGAAGCUUGGGUAUACGGAAUGGGGUGUUUGUCCGCAGUAUGCUGAGAGUGCAGAUGGACAUUUGCAUGGCUGUUCGUUCUUUUAUAAAUUCCUUGGCAACUAG
Fusarium subglutinans is the source of this 576-nucleotide messenger RNA. Its product is annotated as acetyltransferase. The record is from RefSeq and is a predicted model, not a curated record. NCBI's taxonomy places the organism in Eukaryota, Fungi, Ascomycota, Sordariomycetes, Hypocreales, Nectriaceae. The transcript has a single exon. Gene Ontology annotation, molecular function: acyltransferase activity, transferring groups other than amino-acyl groups. Bases 1 to 576 code for a protein of 191 amino acids.